GCCGCUUCACUUCUAUGUAUUAUUAAAAGUCGUUCAAAAAUAUUUGUCUGAUUUAAAUCAACAGAUAAUUAAAGUGAGAAUAUAAACAAUACUUAAGGAGUCCCAGCAGUGAUUGUAUACCGUGGAUAAUACACGAGAGGUAGUAUUUUAUAAACUUUAGGAAGAACUUCGAGAACUCGCAAGCCACGUGAACGCACCGCCGUACAGUGGUUAUUGUGGCGGUUCUGGCUUGCCAAAGUAGUUGCGUAAAACUCGCGUAAACUUUUGUGAAGAGAAAAUUGCACUGCGACGCGACCGACUGCGACUGACAGAAAACCGCAGAAAACACGAUGACGUGAUGCCACCUUGACUUUGAAUGUCUCAGAAGUUAGUUUAGUUUCCGGUCGGGUCAUUUUAGCUAAAGUGACGCAACUCCAAACAACUGAAUUCUGCUUUAACGUCGUGUUGUUGUCCGCCAGUUUGGUGACAUAUAUACGGAACGGUACCCCCGACACUGGAUUAGUCUUUUUGGGGAUAGGAUGGCUCAUGACCCUCAUCCACCACCUUUAAGCGGUUUGUAGCCGGGGAACACUCGCCGCUUCCGCCGCCAUGGGGACACGCUGGUCCCGAAGGGGAAGCAGCUUGCCGCUUGUCCCGGAGGCGAAAACAGGGACAGGGGUCCUAACGGAAGACGGAGACUCCGAUAACGACUCUCUGGACGGGCUCUGCAGGCGGGAAGACAUAGCUCAGUUCCCGUACGUGGAGUUCACCGGCAGGGACAGCAUAACGUGUCCUACGUGUCAGGGGACAGGACGGAUACCAUCAGAACAAGUGAAUGAGCUGGUUGCUCUCAUCCCGUACAGCGACCAGAGGCUGCAGCCACAAAGGACGAAGCUCUAUGUGGUCCUGUCCGUCGUUCUCUGCCUUCUGGCAUCAUCGCUGAUGGCUUUCUUCCUUUUCCCCCGAUCGGUGGUGGUCGUGGAUGCUGGGAUACGUUCUGUGACCGUGAGGUUCGACCACUCCAACACGAAGGUCCUGAUGAACAUGACGAGAACUUUAAACUUCAGCAACCCAAACUUCUUCUCGGUGUUGGUUCAGAGCGUGAGCUGCCAGGUUCUCUACCUGAAGACGGUGAUCGGGACCCAGCAGCUGGACGACGCCACCACCAUCCUGCCCCUCAGUGAGAGUCAGGUGAACUUCACCGUCAGCAUGGAGAUCGGCAGCAGCGCUCCAUACGUUUACACCUUCUGCUCCAUGUCCGCCAUCAAGGUCCACAACAUAGUGGUGUUUAUGCAAACGUCGGUGAAAACCUCCUACAUGGCGCGGACAUCCCAGAACAGUUUGGAGUCGUACAACUACAUCGACUGUUGGUCCAACACCACGUACCACCAGUCAGCUAAGUAGCACACUCUCACAGCAGCUGAAGGUGGUGCUUUCUGACUAAAAUGGAUUUUCUAGUCCUGGUUGCAAAGAACAUUGUUUGAUUUUCAUCUGCUGUGACAGAGGGAUGAAACAAACUAAAAGGGAUGUUGGGUUUAGUCGUAAAAGCUGGUGAAUGCCAGUUCAGCGCUGUUUUUUCUGAAUCGUCACCCUUCACGCCACAUCACACGCACACACUCCGAUGUCAACGACUGGACGCCAGAUCACACCAAGGGCUCGACUGGAGUCACGAAAGACGUCACAUUAGUUCUUUUUGUUUGGGAGAAAAUGACGAUUGCACAAAAGCUCCCAACUGCAACCUUCUGGUUUAAAACGAUCCAAACGAUCUUCGUCGGCGCUUCAGUUCUGGUCGUCUCGACUAAAGCUAAAGGAGAAAGCAGGAACUUUGACCUGAGCUGUUUUGUUGUUUGCUGAGUGGAAAAACUAUUUGCUCAUUUGCAGUUCAAUGAUUUUUACCAUUUGGAUAAAUUAUUUUUCCUUCCAGCAAGUCUACACACACACACUGAUCUCUAGAUUUAAGGAGUUCGUUUUUACACAUUUGAGUUUUUUUAAUAUAAAACUUGCGUUUAAUCAUAUUUAUCAGCACAAUACUGCCUGGAGUCAAGCGGUUGCUUUUAUAAUGAUUAUCAUAUAAGUAAAGUUCAGAAUUUAUUUUUCCGUUAAAGUCAUAAUGAAAACAGACAGACCAAUGUUAAGUUCUUUUAAAAUGUUUGUUGCAUUUUUGUUCUGUUGCAACUUAAAUAUUAAAGAUAAUUGUAAUAAAA
Molecule: messenger RNA, 2183 nt
Organism: Nothobranchius furzeri (turquoise killifish)
Lineage: Eukaryota; Metazoa; Chordata; Actinopteri; Cyprinodontiformes; Nothobranchiidae
Gene: tmem106c
Product: transmembrane protein 106C
Source: RefSeq, a predicted model, not a curated record